AUGAGUUACAUCAAUCUGCCCACCGUGCUGCCCGGCUCCCCCAGCAAGACUCGGGGGCAGAUCCAGGUGAUCCUCGGGCCCAUGUUCUCAGGAAAAAGCACCGAGCUGAUGAGAAGGGUCCGGCGCUUCCAGAUCGCCCAGAACAAAUGCCUGGUCAUCAAGUAUGCCAAAGACACGCGUUACAGCAGCAGCUUCUCCACACACGACCGGAACACCAUGGAUGCACUGCCAGCCUGCCUGCUGCGGGAUGUAAUCCAGGAGGCCCUGAGUGUGGCUGUCAUUGGCAUCGAUGAAGGGCAGUUUUUCCCUGACAUCGUGGAAUUCUGUGAAAUGAUGGCCAAUGCAGGCAAGACAGUGAUUGUGGCAGCACUAGAUGGAACCUUCCAAAGAAAGGCUUUCGGCAGCAUCUUGAACCUGGUGCCGCUGGCUGAGAGCGUGGUGAAGCUGACUGCUGUGUGCAUGGAGUGCUUCCGAGAAGCUGCCUACACCAAGAGGCUGGGCCUGGAGAAGGAGGUGGAGGUGAUAGGUGGAGCCGACAAGUACCACUCCGUGUGCCGCCUUUGCUACUUUAAGAAGUCCUCGGUCCAGCCCGCGGGGCCAGACAACAAAGAGAACUGCCCAGUGCUGGGCCAGCCUGGAGAGGCCUCAGCUGUCAGGAAGCUCUUUGCCCCUCAGCAGGUCCUACAGCACAACUCUACCAACUGAGGGGACCUGGGGCCUGCCAGCUCCUACCCCAGGUUGGACUCUCAGAGAACGGA
Molecule: messenger RNA, 758 nt
Organism: Onychomys torridus (southern grasshopper mouse)
Lineage: Eukaryota; Metazoa; Chordata; Mammalia; Rodentia; Cricetidae
Gene: Tk1
Product: thymidine kinase 1
Exons: 7
Coding region: 1-705 (234 amino acids)
Biological process (GO): thymidine metabolic process
Molecular function (GO): ATP binding; thymidine kinase activity
Source: RefSeq, a predicted model, not a curated record